Solea solea (common sole) is the source of this 1490-nucleotide messenger RNA. RefSeq names its product 5-hydroxytryptamine receptor 3A-like. Gene Ontology annotation, cellular component: neuron projection; membrane; synapse. Gene Ontology annotation, molecular function: neurotransmitter receptor activity; transmembrane signaling receptor activity; extracellular ligand-gated monoatomic ion channel activity. Gene Ontology annotation, biological process: nervous system process; chemical synaptic transmission; signal transduction. The coding region runs from base 28 to 1347 and encodes 439 amino acids. The record is from RefSeq and is a predicted model, not a curated record. NCBI's taxonomy places the organism in Eukaryota, Metazoa, Chordata, Actinopteri, Pleuronectiformes, Soleidae. The transcript is spliced from 9 exons.
CGGACGACUCUUGCGGUUCUUGCUUUCAUGGCAGCAGCAGCAGCAGCAACAGAUGUCUCCAGCAGUCAGACUUCAAACUGCUCAUAUUUGGGCCUUUUCAAACAUUUAGACCUGAUGAACACGAAGCGUGAGUUUGGGAUGAUGCGGCCAGUGAAGAACUGGACGACGCACACCACCAUUCUGCUUGAUAUGGUGUUGUAUGGCAUCUUAGAACUGGGCGAGAAGACCCAAACGGUCACCAGUCACAUCAUGCUCCACAUGAGAUGGCACGAUGAAUUCCUCACUUGGAAUCCAUCCGACUUCUGUGGGAUACAAACGGUGGUCAUCCCCAAAUCGAAACUGUGGUACCCAGACAUAAGCAUCCUAGAGGACAUCUCGGACACUGGAAGAAUCCGGCAGAGUCCAAUGGUCAAAGUGUUUUCUGACAGUAAAGUGAAGGCUCAUGUAUACCAGCGCCUCACCUCCACCUGCCCGCUCGAUCUCUACCUGUUCCCAUUUGACAAACAACAGUGCAACAUCACAUUUUCAUCAGUGAACUACUACGUGGACGAAAUCAAACUGGGAACGCUGAGCAGUGACGUGGCCCUCAAUUGGGUGUCUGAUGUGUUAAUGAUCACAGAGGGAGAAUGGAUACUCGUGAACUUGACAAUUGUGGAGUAUAAUCUCAACAAAAUGGAUACAACGCUAAGCAAUCUUGCGUACAUGGUCACUUUAGUGAGGAAGCCAAUGCUCUAUGUGAUUAAUUUACUCGUGCCCAUGUUUUAUUUCCUGAUCCUGGACCUGGCCUCCUUCUUCAUCAGAGGCGAGAAGCUGAACUUCAAAGUGACCGUCCUCCUCUCCAUCUCUGUCCUUCUGCUCAUUCUGAAGGACUUGUUGCCCUCCACUGAGAGCGAUAUGCCGCUGAUCGCCAAAUUCAGUCUCAUCAUUUUUAUCAUGGUGGGAUUAAGCCUCCUGGAGGCCAUGCUGGUGGACUUCCUAAUGGGGCUUGAUGGUUGUUGUGGUCAGAAAACUCCAAGCUCCAGUAAUACCCAGGUGGAGAUUCAACUGGAGGUCAAUUGCCACACAGAGCCUGUUGAAGCUGGAGAGAAAAGCCAGGCGAAGCCAACGGCGAGGCCACGCGAGGGUGACCUGCUGAAGCUCCUCCUGGAGCAAGUGAAAGCCGCUCGACAGGAAACAGGAAGACAAUGCAAAGAUGAGAGGAAACCUGGAUGCUACGCAAGACUGGCUAAAAUCAUAGACUAUGUCUACUUUGCCUUUUACUUAAUUUCGGUUGCCACUUUCUUAUUUUAUAUGUAUAUAGAGUGGGUUGAUGGCGGAUGUUUCAAUGUGAUCAGUGAAUUCCCUUAAAUCUGACUGUGUUUGGCUCCUAAAUGGAUUUCAAACGCAUUACAUCUGUGUGUUUUUUACAUCCAUGUCUACAUUUAAUAAUAGUUAAUUAUGUGAUGGCACUAAUUAAGAUUAAAAUUCAAAUAAAAAGUAUAAUAAUGGGA